Phyllopteryx taeniolatus (common seadragon) is the source of this 4485-nucleotide messenger RNA. RefSeq names its product SR-related CTD-associated factor 11 (gene scaf11). The coding region runs from base 248 to 3808 and encodes 1186 amino acids. Gene Ontology annotation, molecular function: RNA binding. Gene Ontology annotation, biological process: spliceosomal complex assembly. Lineage: Eukaryota; Metazoa; Chordata; Actinopteri; Syngnathiformes; Syngnathidae. The transcript has 15 exons. The record is from RefSeq and is a predicted model, not a curated record.
AGGGGAGCUCCUCGCGAAAACUGCGGGCCGCACCGCGAGACAUGUGGCCGAGAAUUUGUGAAAUCUCUGCUUGGGUUUUUAGCCCCAUUACCAAACAACAAGUACCGCAAUACAACGCGUAGCUUAGCGAGUUGGUAGCCAUUCGCUCGAAGAAAAAAAAAAGUUUGGAAGGAGAAAGCGUUUCGACGCGUAAAAACAAGGCACGGGGGCACUUUAAGGCUGUGAUUUGGACAGCCCGGGGCUGGACAUGACUGGAGAUGAAAGCGGUGGCCAGGGGCCGCCCCCUGAUGGGACCGAUGCCGAGGAGGCAGAGCGAUGUCCUAUCUGCUUAGGGGUCCUGGCCGGUGGAGACCUCGCCAUCCCGGACAGCUGCUGCCAUGUCUUCUGCCCUGGAUGCCUCCUCACUUGGGCAGAGUUGCAGAUGAUCCCUUCAUGUCCAGUGGACAGACGGCCAUUCAGGAAUGUGUACAGAUGGGAUGGAAGUCUGCGCUGUGUGAAGGUUCCAGUGAGGACACGAGUGGCUGAACCUGAAGCUGAGAUUUGCGUCUGUAGAAACCCGGAACACAGAGUGUGUCUCAAAAGCACACUGAGAAAAAGGUCCAGACAGCAAAGGGCAGAGAAGGUGGCCGAUUCUAAACCGAAAGGACUUGUGUGGAAAUGCAACGACGAUGACACAUCUUCAGUAAGCUGGAAAAAGGUGAGAGGGACAGAAUGCUGUGCUUGGCCAUCUUCUCCUUUUCUGUCAUUAGCUACGUCUACUCAACAGGACAUUACAGAGCCUAUGUUGGUACCCGAUGAUAUAUUGUAUGAAACAAAACAGUGCAAACGGCAGGUACAAGAGUGCCCGUGGUUCUCUCCUGCUGCUCCCAUUACUGCGAAUGGAACCGCAAGGUUCCUACCUGUUAAUAGCUACCACAGUCCAUUUACAUUUGGACUCUGUUCAUCUCCUAUUACCUCCACUUCAUCAUUUGGGUCUGGUCAUUUUGUUUUUCAAGGUGUGGUCUGCGCCAUUACCUGUCCUAAAGGAGGAGAGAAACGUGGUGAGCGAGACUCAAAUUCCAAAGCGCCCACCAAAAAAGCCGUGUCUCUACCGUCCAGACGAUCAGGGCGUAAUAGUAAAGCCCAGUCAGAGCCUCCUGUGUCCGACCCGUCAUCGCCGCCACAGUCCAGCGUGUCAGACUCAGACUCAUCUGCCAGCCAGGCCUCCAAGCCAGGCGGGGCAUCUCAGGUGCCAGCUAAAAGGAAGGGUAAACAGGUAACAAACCGAAAGGCCAGCGGGAAGAGGAAAAACACAAGAAAAAAGCACUCGUCCGAAUUUGUUGAGAGCCCGUCGGCGAGUGAAGAUGAAGAGGGUGAAGGGGUUGACACCACUGACAAGGAAGAUGAGAAAGAUGAAGCGAAGCCUGAGAUGAACAACUCAGAUCAGCCUUCUGAUACAGAAGGAAGUCUUAAUGCAGACCACAAUGCUGUUGGUUCACCUGAUGGCCAACAAGCUGCAGAAUCUUUGAACAGUAAUGUGGAGCAUGACACUAACGAGACAGAUAAAGACUCGAAUGAACAAACAGAACCUGAUGAAAACUGCCACCUGUCUUGUCCUUUGGACUCCCCUCCGAAAAGCCCUGGGUCUGAGUACUCUGAUGGCAAAUCUAGCACAGAAGAAGAGGAACCCACUGUCAUGUCAUUUUCAACCUUAGACGAUGAGAAGAUCACCACUUCGCCGGAAUCUGAACCGGACAACACUCUGGAGAACCUCAUGUCUCCUGAUUGCAACAAUGUUUCUGAACAAGAUGACAGAAUGGAGACCUGUGAAGAAGGGUCAGAAGAAAGAAAUAAUGACAACGUCUCACAGGAUCUCCAGACAGAAUCAUGUGACAGCCCCAAGCCUCGUUCUCCAUGUGCUAAACCCUCUGAGGAGAAAGUAGCUGUCCAAGAAGCAAAAGCAUCUGAGGAUUCAAAAACACCUGAAAUAGAAGAGCCUUCAAAAGUUGACAAUCUGGGCAAAAGAGUUGAGGAUAAGGAUCUAUCCAAAGAUGAUACUAAUGUUGUUCCAAUGGACUGCAGUUCACCCAUGAGUGAGGCUGGUAGCGGUACCAUUUUGGAGAAAGUGAAAGAGAGCACAGCGUCAGCCACUGCAGAAACUCCUGUCUCCAUUGCUGACCAGAGUUGCAAAGACCAAGGGGAGAGAGACCCGAUCCACGAGAGGAAGAAUGGGAGACAACGACGCUCUCGUUUCCACUCCCCGACGUCCUCCUGGUCACCCAAGAGGGACUCGAGACGAGAGGCGUCCAGGCGCUCCCGCUCACAUUCGAGAGAGCGUGCCAGCAGCCCGCUCUGCAGCCACUCGUCCCGCACUCGCAGCAAAGAAAGAGAGCGCGAGCGAGACAAAACGAGGGACUACGCCAGAAGGGAGCGUAGCCGUGAGAGGAAGAGAAGACGGUCCAGGAGUCGCUCUAGAUCAAAGUCGCGGUCUCCAUCCAGAGCGAGAUCAUACAGACGAGGAUACAGCCCUGAGUGGCCGCCGUCCAGAGAUCAGUCACCCCGAGGGAAAGAGCGAAGGGGUGGCUGGAGAUCAGGGCAAGGUGGUGGGAGCGGCGGCGAGGCACGGCGGUGUCAUGGAGGCGGUGGUCGCUUUGAGAACGGCGUGCCUUCAGAAAGGUCGCCGGAAUGUCAAGGCUGGUCGGAGAAUCCAGAUUGGGUUACAGAAAAAACUCGCGGCGAAGCCGAGGGCAGAAACUGGGAUUUUGGUGGCGGCUCCCGCUGGGAAGAUCGCGGAGCAAGGGGACGCGGCGGCUAUGAGCGAGGCCAGGGAGUUGGCAAUCAUGGCUUCCACAACCAGCAGGAGGACGACAACCGCAGGCAGCCACGGAACAACUCAGGAAUGGGCAACAAUUCAGGGAACGAUGCCUACAGCCGAUUCAAUGAGAAUCGUGGGGGCAGCCGCAGGAAACAGGAGUUAGACGCUGGCGACUCUGUGCUGGACCGCUCAGGCUGGUCAUCAGCGUCCAGCUGGGCGGUGCGGAGGACACUUCCUGCUGAUGUUCAGGAUUAUUACUCCAAGAGGGAGAGGGGGGGAGUAGGAGGCUGGAAUCGAUCCGAAGAGGAGCAGCCUGCAGCAGAUCCCGCUAAGAGUGAGCCUGCACCUGCGACCAUACCGGGCAACGCUCCGAUGCCUGUGCUGACCGCGAUGCCGCCGCCACCGCCUCCCCAGCUGAAUGUCCUUCAUCAUCAGUUCCCCCUGCAGGGCCCCCGCGGCCCCAUGCCAGUCAGCUUGCAACCCGCGGCGCCUUUCGCCAUGCCCCCUCCCAUCCCUGUGCACGUCCACCCUGCCGUGCCGCUGCUACAGGUGCCCGCUCUCGGCGCCCAGGCGCUGCCACCACCUCCCCCACCGCCCCCUCCGAUGCAACAAGGGGGCCAGAUGGCCGCAGCUCAGCCUGAUGGGCAAACAACACAGAUGGGCGCUUACGGAAAACCGGGCCUGCUUCUCACUCCAACCAAAGUUGGCCAGCAAGCCGUCAGCCAGGUGCAGCCUUCAUCGACAUCGCAGCCAGCUCAGCAUCAAAAGGCUCAAGCUGACAGCUCCAAAAAAGAAAAGAAACAACAGAUCCAAGAGAAAGCUAUAAAUGAAGUGAAGGCGGCUAUCAAACCUUAUUACCAAAAGAAGGAAAUCACAAAGGAGGAGUACAAGGAGAUAGUCCGCAAAGCAGUAGAGAAGGUGUGUCACAGCAAGAGUGGCGAGGUGAACUCAAGUAAGGUGGCCAUCCUGGUGAAGGCCUACGUAGACAAAUAUAAGCAUGUGCGCAAAAAGUGAAUUGGCACUUUGACAUGGCGCAGCGCUGCCCUCACUGACCCAUUGUGCAGCUCAAGUGCAAUUUCCUCUAGCUGGAAUUUAGCCUCCAGUCCCAACUACAAUGGAGAGCCAUGAUUUCUUUUUUUGAUAUCUACCUUUUAAUGAACUAUAUGUUUUUUUUUUCUAUAGAUUUUCAUAUUUUGUUAGAAAAAAAGAGACCCAAUCAGAAGUUGUAAUCCAAGAGCCCUUUAUUUUGCAUAGAUCCUGACCUGCAGAGCUACUGUAUGGGGAGCAGGGUGGUGAAUUGGGGAGGGAGGGUGGGAGAUUUGAUACAAGAAAAUGCAAUGUAACAUAUGCUACUAUUAUCGAGAGAAUCUUCUGGCUGAUACAAUGACAUUUCACUUAAUGGAAUCCUGAUUUCACAGCCUAUUAAAAUAUGUUCUUUAAAAAUAUAUAUUCUAUAAUAUUUCAGAUGAAAGACUAGCCCAAACAAUAUGAUUAUAACUGGCGCCCUGAUUGGUUGAGGAUGUGUCAGGAUAGCCAUUCGGCGGUGAGUCUGUAAUAUAAGACGCACGUCCUGGGAGGGGACGGAUCAGGUUAAAAAUAACCCCCAUCUGAAUGUGUAGUGAAUGUCCAUGCAUUAAGCUGAAUUGUGCAAAGUAUCCAGAGAGUAGUGAAAUAAAGUAGCUGCUUCCUGA